CUGCCAGUCAUUGGUUGUCGGUUUCUUUGCAAUUGUCGGAUAACGCGCGCGCUGCUGCUGCUGCUGCUUAGCGGUCGUAUUGUUGUUGGAAGCGAUGUCAGCCAUUCACGUCUAACUGGCUAAAUUGUUGGCGUUCUUUCGAAAAUUGCUGCAAAUCGUUUUUUCAGUCUGAUUUAAGGCAUCGAACGCAACGAUCUUUUGAAAAUUGGGAGAACUAAAUUAGCAAAAAUACAAAAAUAAGGAAAAAAAAAACAUUUAAAAACAAACAACAACAAAAAAAGACGUGGUAAAAAUCGCGCGGCGGCUAUUAAACAACGUAAACGUUACGAGGUUUUGCAAUAAUAUCUAGUGCGGCAAAAUGACGACGUUUACGAGACGUCACUGGUUCUUUCUUGUCCUACUUGGCUUUUUGGCCACUCACACACAAGCCAACCCAAUAAAGCCCCGCAAUGAUGUGGCCACGGAAUUCAUAAUUUUACAUAAUAAUGAUAUGCAUGCUCGCUUUGAACAGACCAGUGUGGACAGUGGAAAAUGCACUGACGAAAUGGCCAAUACUAAUAAGUGCUAUGGUGGUUUCGCUCGAGUAGCUCAUGAGGUUCGCAAAUAUCGUGAACAGGCCAAAAAUGGUGGCACCCCCGUCUUGUACCUGAAUGCCGGUGAUACUUAUACUGGCACAGCAUGGUUUUAUAUUUUCAAGGAUAAUAUUACCGCGGCCUUCCUUAACAAACUUCAACCUGAUGCCAUUUCUCUGGGUAAUCACGAGUUCGAUGAAGAUGUUGAAGGUUUAAUUCCAUUCCUAGACAAAGCUGAAUUCCCUGUAUUAGCUGCCAAUUUGGAUCUUUCCAAUCAACCCGGAUUGAAAGCAACAAAAAGUCUUCACAACUCUACCGUCUUGGAGGUAAAAGGAGUAAAAAUUGGUGUUAUUGGUUAUAUUACACCGGAAACUCAAAAUCUAACAAGGGCCAAGGAUGUAAGAUUUUUGGAUGAAGUUGAGUCUAUAAACAAAGAAUCUGCCCGCAUGAAAGCUGAAGGCAUCAACAUCAUUAUUGCCCUGGGCCAUUCGGGUUAUAUGCGCGAUCAGGAGAUAGCUGCUCAUUGUAAAGAUGUUGACUUGGUUAUAGGUGGUCAUACCAAUACUUUCCUAUACAAUGGUGCUCAACCUGAUGCCGAGCGUAUUGAUGGCCCCUAUCCCACUGUUGUGAAUCAGACAAAUGGCAAACAGGUGCCGGUGGUACAGGCUUAUGCCUAUACCAAAUAUUUGGGCAAAUUACAUGUGCAGUUCGAUAAAGAUGGCAAUCUUAUUGAGUUUGAUGGUACUCCCAUUUUAUUGAAUGCCGAAGUGCCCCGUGAAAGUGAUGUUUUGGAAUUGCUUGAAGUAUAUCGUCCAAAUGUCACUGCUUUGGAAGGUGAUAUUGUGGGACACACCAAGGUGCAUUUGGAGGGCCGAGCUGAGAUCUGUCGUGCCCAGGAGUGUAAUCUUGGCAAUUUGAUAGCUGAUUCUAUGAUUCAUGCUCGAGUUUUGGAAGACUUGGGUGGCACCUAUUGGACCGAUGCUGCUGUGGCUUUUAUACAGGGAGGAGGUAUUCGUAAUUCCAUAGAAAAACGUUCGGAUGGCACUAUUCUGGCCGCCGAUGCUGUUGGAGUUCUACCUUUUGGCAAUGAUCUGUAUGUGACCAAAAUCAGUGGUAAAACAAUGUUAGAAGCUCUCGAACAUUCUGCCACUAUGCACGAAAGAGAUUCAAGUGGUGGUUUCCUUCAAAUGUCUGGUGUUCAUACAACCUAUGAUUAUAACAAGCCUGUUGGCAGCAGAGUCAUUUCAGCCGAAGUUCUGUGUGCCGCCUGCAAUGUGCCCUCCUAUGAGCCACUAGACGAAGCCAAAAUGUAUAAUGUCAUUGUACCCUUUUUCCUUUUGGAUGGUGGAGAUGGUCAUAAAUUCCGUGAAGAUAAUGGUCCUGAACCCCAACGUCUCACCAAAACCGAUUCCGAAGCAUUUGUGGACUUUUUGAGAAGACGUGAUUUUGUUUAUCCUGAGAUUGAAGGAAGAAUCAACAUUGAGGAAAUCGAUGAAGAGGGCAGUGGUGAAGGCAAUGGUGAUGAUGAAGAUGAUGGAGCUUUCGCCGUAGCCAGCUCUGGUUUGCUGAUUGCCUUAUCCCUACUUUGUCUACGCUUUACCUAUUAAUUUAGUUUCCAACCUCCCGCUUUUCUUCAUCUAUGCCUUUAAGUUUGCCAAAGAAAAUGAAACAGAAAGAGAAAAACUCAGGAAAUGUUGUAUUUGUUAUAUUCUAAAGUUUGUUUAUUGUAAAUUCCAAUAAAAUUAACAAAACAAAAAAAAAACGUAAAAAGAGA
This is a messenger RNA of Stomoxys calcitrans (stable fly), 2346 nucleotides long. Its product is annotated as protein 5NUC. Gene Ontology annotation, molecular function: 5'-nucleotidase activity; metal ion binding; nucleotide binding. Gene Ontology annotation, cellular component: plasma membrane. The record is from RefSeq and is a predicted model, not a curated record. Gene Ontology annotation, biological process: AMP catabolic process. Bases 359 to 2179 code for a protein of 606 amino acids. Lineage: Eukaryota; Metazoa; Arthropoda; Insecta; Diptera; Muscidae. The transcript is spliced from 7 exons.